AUGACAGACAAAAUCGAAAUGAGUUUGGAAGAUAUCAACAAAUCGCAGCAGCCACAGCCUGGCGGUAAUCGUGGAGGAGUCUCUCAUUCCGGCGAAAGAGGUAGCGGACCAAGAACAAGGCGUACUCAUAAUGGAUCAUCUGGUGGCGGACAACCACAUUCGAAUCGUGGUCCCUCAGCUGGUGGCGGCGGUGUCCUAAGGGGACGCAACCGAGGCGGAAUUCAACGUUCGAAAAACACACGAGGCGAUGUGAACAGCGCUUGGAAGCAUGCCAGCGCUCUGAAGCAUGACUUGCGAGAUCGUCUUUUGGCGGCAGCCGAACUUAGGAAUAGGAACUUAGGAAUAGGAGGACCUGUCGGACAGGGCAACACCAAGCUGAUGGUAUCAAACCUGGACUUCAGCGUAUCAGAGUCUGACAUAAACGAACUGUUUGCAGAUUGUGGACCUUUAAAAAGCGCAACAAUGCAUUAUGAUCGAUCGGGUAGAUCACUGGGCACAGCAGACGUUGUGUUCGAACGUCGGGUUGACGCAAUAAAAGCAAUGAAACAGUACAAUGGAGUCCCGUUGGAUGGACGGCCGAUGAGCAUACAACUAGCGACCUCGGAUAGCCCAUCAUCUCGCGUACCUCGGCUGGGUGGCGGAAGUGCUCCUACUCGUUCACCACGCAGAAACGUUAGCAGUGGACCGUCAAGAGGAGCCAACCGAACGAACCAUCGAGGUGGAGUUCCCCGCCAGCAGCAAAGGAAAAAAACAAUAACAGCGGAGGAGUUAGAUGCUGAACUAGAUGCGUACUUUAAAGAGUGUGUGUGA
This is a messenger RNA of Sabethes cyaneus, 810 nucleotides long. Its product is annotated as THO complex subunit 4-like. Gene Ontology annotation, biological process: mRNA export from nucleus. The transcript has a single exon. Lineage: Eukaryota; Metazoa; Arthropoda; Insecta; Diptera; Culicidae. Gene Ontology annotation, molecular function: mRNA binding. The record is from RefSeq and is a predicted model, not a curated record. Bases 1 to 810 code for a protein of 269 amino acids. Gene Ontology annotation, cellular component: nucleus.